Physcomitrium patens is the source of this 2547-nucleotide messenger RNA. RefSeq names its product AP2-like ethylene-responsive transcription factor SMOS1. NCBI's taxonomy places the organism in Eukaryota, Viridiplantae, Streptophyta, Bryopsida, Funariales, Funariaceae. Gene Ontology annotation, molecular function: DNA-binding transcription factor activity; DNA binding. The record is from RefSeq and is a predicted model, not a curated record. Gene Ontology annotation, biological process: regulation of DNA-templated transcription.
GACUUGUCCGUUGACAACGGUCGCGUCUCUCACUCACGGUGUUGCACGUUCAGCUGAACGUUCUCCUCCUUGUGGUCACUUCACUCGUCUCACAACUUUGUUGUGUCUUUCCUGCUUCACCCACCUUCCUGCCGAUUCGUGUUCCCUCUACCUGCGUUGCUCUGUGUGUGUCGGAGUUGCACUAAAAUUGCAUCCAUCCUCUCUCUUUCCUGAAAAUUCUCCAGCUUUGAACCACGUUGAAAUGCUUGUAGAAAAUGAGUUGUCUAGAGACGUCGAUCAUGUUGAAUUGUGAUGAAGCAGGAUUUGGUAGUCGAGAGUGCACGGUGUUUUUUUGAGGUUCUGAAUCGAUAGCUCCUGAAGCUGUCGUGGAUUAGAAUUCUCUGCCCGAGGGCGAUUGGCGGGGAGCAUGAGAGCACGGGACAUCGGGGGCGAACGGACCAUUGCACUUCUAUUUUCUUCGUGGGAAUUGGGUAGAGUUGUUCGGUGUUCUCUAGCUUGAGAGAGUGAGGCUCGCGGAUUACAAGCCUGCAGGUGGGGAUUUCCAUUCUCAGUGCGGCAUGGAGCCCAUGAAGCUGAAAAUGAAAGGGCCCUCCGAGUCAGGGAACGAGGAGAUCACUCCUCAGAGACCUGCUACGCUGGAAUCUCCCGUAGGAUCACCAGUGCAGGAGCAUAGAGGGAUCAAACGCAGUCGUCGUGAGCGAGGAGGGUCUUCCGCCAAGGAGAGGAUAAGCAAAAUGCCAGCAUGUGUCCCCGGAAAGCGCAGCUCGAUUUACAGAGGUGUGACCCGGCAUCGUUGGACGGGACGUUACGAGGCGCACUUGUGGGAUAAGAGCACCUGGAAUGAGGCUCAGAAUAAGAAAGGUAAGCAAGUUUACUUGGGAGCUUAUGACGACGAGGAAGCAGCUGCCAGAGCCUAUGACCUAGCAGCUCUCAAGUACUGGGGCCCGGGAACCUUGAUCAAUUUCCCCGUCACAGACUAUGCUCGGGAUGUCGAGGAAAUGCAGUCGAUAUCAAGAGAAGACUAUUUGGCAUCCCUGAGACGUAAAGGCAGUGGGUUCUUACGCGGUGGGAGCAAGUUCAAAGGGAUGACGCGCCACCCUUCGAUGGGGAAAUGGGAAGCCCGUCUUGGCCACAUACUUGGCCAUAAGUACUCAUACACGGGCAAUCCCAGCAGCAUAAUGUCGCAAGAAGAUGCCACUGCUUUUGACAUUCAAUCUUUGGAUUACAGAGGCUUCAGCGCCGGCACAAAUCUUGAUCUCACCAGGUACAUCACGUGGUUGCGUCCCGAGAAAGUUCAGACUGCUACCACUAGCUCGGGCCUUGGAGCAAGUGCUCCGGUUACUGCAGCAACAACCUUAAACCCAAAAGAAGAGGAGGAAGGAGGUGCAAGUCCUACCUCAUGGGAUGAUGGCCCUUCCCAGCCGGACGACCAGUCCCAGCCAGAGGGACAGCAAAGUCAUCAAGCCUGGCCGGGUCAAGCAAGCGAACCAUACCAGCUCCCUUCUCUAGGUGUCCUGCAUUCCAAUCCCCACAAGAAAAGCUCCUCUCCAUCAGCGCUAAGUCUCCUUUUGAGCUCCUCGAUUUUCAAGAGCAUGCGCGAACGCACCUCCAACUCGCUCGCGUUGGCUGCCGAGAUUGAUACCAAGUAUGAACCCGCGGCCGAAAUUGAAGGCCACUAUCAGUUUCUCCAAGCCCUGCACACAAGCCGCGCUUCACACGGUGAGACUAGCAAUGAGAUGUUUGGUACUCAUCUUCACUACGAGAUGGACAGCUUUCUCCCCAGCUAUGGAUCCUCUGACAGGCUCGGAGAACUAGAGGAAGCGGUGGCUGUUAGUGCGGCACACUCUCAAGGUCCAUCGUUCUCGCACAGCCCUACGGACUGGGAUCCAUUCACGCAACCCAUGACAACACAGCAGCUGACAUCGUGUUGAGGAUGCGAAACUCAUGUGCACCACUAGGAAAUUGGAGGCAAAAUGCUGCAAUCGUCUCAACACUUCACAGCAGUUGUCGGCAUGACCAGAUGAAGCACUGAAAAGAGAUGUGUUGCAGACCAUAUCAGACUCACCACUUGAAGCAGUGAAGGGUGCCAUGGACUUACUGCUCUGUUUUCCCUGCCUGCAAACAGAGAAGUAAUUAGAGCAGUCUCAUGAAGUGAUGAGUUCUAGUCUUCAACAAACUUGCAGCAGCAGUCGGAGUGUCCAAGCACUAAAUAAUGAAAGGGACUUUACGAGUUGCUUAGAAAUUCUGAUGGGACUCCAGCUAAGAAAUUAUGCAAGUAGCUCAGUGCCACCCACUUUUUCGGUGGGUGCAUUGUUGCUGUGUUUAUUCAAUCUUCCGAUCCUAAUAGUCGAGGGAGUUGCGUGAGGGUACCAAACGGGGAGAGGUAAACCAGGAUCAAUACAAUUCUUUAACGUGUGUUGUAGAUAGCUAGUAUUAGCUACUUGUAAGAUUAUUAACAUUCUUUGCAGUUCCAGAGUGGAAACUGGGUCUGACAAUUGAAAACAUACUUAACCCAUGCAAUAUGAUUCAAGUGUGGGCUGUAUUCUA